Penicillium cataractarum is the source of this 1335-nucleotide messenger RNA. RefSeq lists its product as uncharacterized. The transcript has a single exon. The record is from RefSeq and is a predicted model, not a curated record. Bases 1 to 1335 code for a protein of 444 amino acids. Lineage: Eukaryota; Fungi; Ascomycota; Eurotiomycetes; Eurotiales; Aspergillaceae.
AUGCUGCCCAAGUUUAUACUGACUCGACUCUGGAGAAGAGUGUUAGUUCGGCAAAGAUUGAAACUUUACUUAACAUCAAACGACCUGUUCUCCUGCCGCCUUGUAUGCCGAGACCUUGCCACUCAACUAGAGCCAGUCCUCUUUGAGGACAUCACAAUCCGAUUCCGCUGCAGGUCACUGAGCAGGCCAUCGCGGGUCUCUGCACUCGAGCGUAUCGGACGACAUAUUCAGCAAGUGACAUUUGCCAUCGCACAUACCGCGGAGACAUUCUUACCACCAGUCAUCGACGCCGAUACGGGGAAAGAGCAGACGUUCGUGUAUACACCCCAGCACCAACAGAGGUCACCAAAGAGCCCCAAAUAUGGCACCUGGGAGAUGACAGACCUGCUAGUCAAGCAAUACCCACCUCUCUUCCAUACAGCCACCGACAUCCCCUCAUUCGUGCGAGUACUAUCCUCAAUGAAAAAUCUGUGCCAUCUGCGAAUCACCUGCGAGGGCCAACCGCCUAGUCAUCGGUACCGACGAAGCGCGGUUGACUAUGCGUUGAUUUCGUUGCGCAUUGCAGUUGAGCAGGUCUCACUCAAGUUCUUGAACAGUCUUUCGUUAUUGUCAGUCCAUCCCGCAGCCGUACUUUAUCUCCAGCCGAAUAUGGGAUUCGGCGCAUCGCCUGCCUCUCGGAAGCGAUGGUCCCAAAUUCGACAGCUUACCAUCCACAUGGAGAGUUUCCCCUACCAGGCAGGUUCGCUGACGGAUCAUUUCAAGCUUCUGCACGGGUACCUGCAAAGCUUCCCCGAGCUUCAGACUCUGGUAUUCCACUGGAAAGGCGAAAGGAGCCUUUCACCUGUGUCGCUAGCAAGUGAGCCCUGUCUGCGAAACCCGACCAACAAAAGAUCGAGGCAAUCCGAUACCAGCAGGGGGAAUUGGUUCCUCCGGCCGCUGAAAUUGCCCUACCUACAAGAGGUAGAGCUGGUCAAUGUGGUGAUGGAUGCAUCGCAGGUAGCAUCUUUCCUUUUCGAUCAUCGAAAAUCGCUGCGUGAACUCAACUUUCAAGAUGUUGUUUUGCGUACGGGCACAUGGGACGAAGCAUUGGCACCAUUGACUCGAAUAAGCGGCAGCGACAAAUGGAAACAGUACCAAGGACACGAGCGCAGCGCCGACGUGCCUAUAAUGCUGAAGCCCAUGACGACCCAGCAUUCAAUGCGACGAGGAAACCAUCCAGUCCAGAGACAGUAUCAAGGACCGUGCAGCUUGGCGACACAAGGGGAGGAACAUUCCUGGGGGAGGCCCGAUCAUAUGAAGCGGCUGGCACCGUCAUCAGCCUCGUGUCGGCGGUGA